This is a messenger RNA of Closterium sp. NIES-67, 2433 nucleotides long. The record is from the annotation of a GenBank genome assembly. Lineage: Eukaryota; Viridiplantae; Streptophyta; Zygnematophyceae; Desmidiales; Closteriaceae.
AGGCUAUUAUCUUGCUGCCUUCCCCAUAAUUCCCGCUCGCCGCCGCCUCUCGCUCCCUCCGCACCCCCCGCUUCCCCCGCUCGACCCCAUGAUAUGCCUCUCUCAUCCCGCUCGCUUCUGUGCCACUCCCCAGCUGAGCGUCCGGCCUCCCGUUAUUGUCACGAAUGCAUACUAUAACGAGCCGCGGCUGGUUCAGCGGUCGACUUUCUCCCCCGCCGACUCGCGUGUUCCGGCGACAUUGCGCGCCGCGGCAUUGCGCGUAAAUCGCGGCAUCCCGUCCUCGCAGUCGUCGGUGCGCGCUAUACACCAAGCGCGCGGCCGCCUGUUUAGCAGGUGCGCGGUUCCCGCCGCGAUUGCCGCCGAAAUGGCUCCUGACGGCAGCUCCGGUGGCGGCGGCGGCGGCGGCGGCGGCGGCGCGGCAUCUGCGGCGGUAGCGACCGCAAUUGACGGCGACGCGUUGCAAGCGCUGAUUGGUGGUGGGGGAGAGUACGGGGACUCCACAGGGGAGAGCACGAAGAGCGGGACGAGCGGCGCGGGGGCGUGGGAGGAGCCUAGGAGCAGCAUGUGGGAAUGGCGGGAGAACUGGAUGGUUCACUAUGAGGUGGCAGGGGAUGAGACCGACAGCUCUCUCCCCGCGGUGCUCCUGCUGCCGGGCUUCGGCGUGGGCUCCUUCCACUUCCAGCACCAGCUGCGGGGGCUCGCAGCAGGCACAGCAGCAGCAUGGGCAGCAGCAGGGGCAGCAGCAGGGGCGGAAGCAGCGAUGGCAGGAGCAGCAGCUGGCGGGCAGGAGGGAGUGCAGCAGCAGCAGGGGCGGCACCGGGUGUGGGCGAUGGACUUCUUUGGCCAGGGCAAGUCCUGGCCAGCCAAGGAUCCUGCUCCCUUUCCCUCCGCUCCUUCUGCCCCUGCUGCCCCCACGUCUAAUGGCACAGCACAAGUGGCAGAGGAUGGUGAAGAGGCGAUGCUGCUAAGGGCGGAGGAGGGGAGGGGGAAGCUGCCGCAGGGGGCGAAUGCGGAGUCAAGAAAGCCAACAGGAGCGAGGGGGGCGGGUGAGGCGAGUGAGGCUGUGGCGGAUUGGGGGUUUGGGCCCAAGGCGGAGCCGUGGGCGCGCGACCUGGUGUACGGUGCAGACAUGUGGUGUCAGCAGGUGGCGGACUUCAUUGACCAGGUCAUUCAAGAGCCCGUAUUUAUAGCAGGCAACUCCCUGGGCGGCUACAUCGCAGCGUACUUAGCAGCCACGCGCCCGCACCUGUGCCGCGGGGUCCUCCUCCUCAACGCCACGCCCUUCUGGGCCUUCGCCCCGAACCCCGCCGCCCCCGCCCCCUCGCUCCUCGCCCGCCUGUACCCCUUCCCCUGGCGCGGCUCGCUCCCUGUGCCUGCCCUCCCGAGACUCGUUGCGAGGCGAUGGUGGGACAGCCUAAGGCAUCCCGUCACACUCCGCUCGCUCCUCGCCCUCGUGUACACUGACACGGCGCCGCUCACUGCGGACCUCAUAGAGAAGAUAGCACAGCCCACACAGCACCCGGCCUCCGCUGCUGCCUUUGCCUCCAUUGUCUUUGCGCCCAAGACGCGCCUCUCCUUCGACGACAACCUUGCCAGCCUGACCGCCCGCUCUCUCCCCGUGUGCAUCCUGCAUGGGAAGGACGACCCCUGGGUGGGGCCCAUGUGGGCCGCCAGAGCAGCCAGGGCGCUGCCGCAUGCCGCCUUCUUUGACCUCUCGCCGGCCGGACACUGCCCGCACCACGAAAGACCUGAGGUGGUCAACUACCUCAUCUCCUCUUGGAUCUCACACGUCCAUUCCGGCUAUACCACUCCCCUCCCUCUCUCUCCCAACUCGCGCUCCACACACUCACACUCCCCCACCCACUCAGACUCCCCCUCAGCUCCCUCACUUCCCUCCUCUGCCCCCUCCGCUCUUCCCUGGUCACUUGAUAACCUAUGGGGGGAGGGUGAGUGGGAGGAAGGUGUGUGGAUAGAUGGAGCGGGGCUAUGCACCCCCCCAGAAGAGAAGCAAGGCACUGUUACUGAAGGUUCUGGGACUGUAAUAGGGUUUGUGGUUGGUUCCAAGGGUGCUGGGGCAGUAGAUAUGCCCCCGCCUGGAAUCCGGGUGAGGAGGCAUAUGAGGCCGCCGCCGCACCCGAUUCAUCUUGUCGAUGCUGCAGUUGAGACGGUGUCGGCCACUUGGAGACGGGUCACUGGGAGGGCUCAUGCGGAUGGAGAUGGCGGGAGGAAAAAGAACUCGUGAAGUGAGAGGGACUGUGGUGUAAGUGCGAUUUAUUAAUGUGCGAGAAGGCCCCUAGAUAUCAGCCUUUUUACGCUGAUUGAGUCUUUUUUCACGGGUUUCCGAUGUACCAAUGCUGAAUGGCUGGGCUUUUUCUUGCAGUGGAUGCUGAAAAAACAGCUUUUCAUUUAUGUUGAUUGUUUUUUAGGUGCUUU